Molecule: messenger RNA, 3426 nt
Organism: Anarrhichthys ocellatus (wolf-eel)
Lineage: Eukaryota; Metazoa; Chordata; Actinopteri; Perciformes; Anarhichadidae
Gene: tbc1d17
Product: TBC1 domain family, member 17
Exons: 17
Coding region: 942-2849 (635 amino acids)
Biological process (GO): activation of GTPase activity
Molecular function (GO): GTPase activator activity
Source: RefSeq, a predicted model, not a curated record
UGGAUAUAAGUUUCGCGUGUGAUCUUGAGUGUCUGAGAGCGUCUCAGCUCUGGGAGGAGGGCCUUGUGAUUCCAGUUUCACCGCAAUCUAACGAGGAGCUGCGGUGUUUAAUCGCUCUCUCUUGUAAUUGCAUUACUGUGGCUGCAUUUAAAUAGCCUCAUUAGUAUUUUAUAUCAUCAUUGGACCCUUAAUUCUUCCUUGGCUGUUUUCUUAAAGACUAACUGAAGAGCUGAAUCCAGAGACAGCGUCCUAAUUUGAUACUUUGGAUCUCCUACCCUGAAGACUUUUCGUUUGGAGGACUCAAAAGGUUCAGGAGAGUGACAGUGAUUUGUUUUUACUGCUGAAGGGAGAAUUUACUACGGUCAUGCUUAUCGAUCAAUCCCCAUUCCUCAAAUUCCUGAGGGUGGUGGGGCACUUGUGAAGGAAUGCGGCAGAAAAAAAACAGGGGAAAUUGAGCUAAAUUAAUUUUUGUUUCCACAUGUUUAUCAUAAAAGGAAGAAGAGCAGGAUUUGUUUUGUUAAAGUGCUGCAGCUUAAUCCCUAAUAGUCAGAAAUCUGUAAAAAAACAACAGUAUCUUACUGAUGAGUCUGUUUGCGACCUGCUUUUUUUCUGACCUCCUUCUCAACUUUCAUCUCCUGCAAUCAAAAGAUUAGGAAGGCGUGAUGUGUCACGCAGGGAACCUCGUCACAUGCGAAAGACCAUCUAAGCCUUCACGUCAGCGCUUUUCCCAUUCAGAGGUUUUGUUUUUUUGCAGUUCCAGUGAAGUGUUUGAAUGCCCCUCCUGUAGUGAUGACAUCUCUCAUCCAUGAGGAGCAGAGAAAAGAGUCUGGCAGCAGCCCGGCUACCAGUGAUGACAGAGACAUGUUCCUGCCGAGCCUUCUAUAAAUCAUCUGAAGCAUGAAAGGGAGCCCUUGCCAAAGCUGUCUGAUUAAUGGAUUCCCAUGUUUAAAGUUGGCCUCUACGAUUUGAUGAACGACAUUAAGAAAAAGCUGAUAUUUGAGAAGGAGGGAGUUUACCUCCACACAAAUGCCAAGAGGAGUAACCAGGACACAACCAUCCCCGGGUUCAUCCGCAUUGUGGAGCGGGCCGGAUUGCCAGCUUUAGAGUGGAGCCCACUGGAGGAUGAAGGCCGCAGCGCCCCCGCUGUGCUCUACACCAAAAAGGAUGGAGAAGGAGGAGAGGAGGAUACAAACUUCGACCCUGGGUAUGAGCCCGACUGGGCCGUAAUCAGCACGGUGAAGAAGGAACGAGAUCCGGUCCCUCUCAAAGACUCGGGUCAGUGGUCGUUCUCGCUGCCUCUCUCAGAGCUGUACUCUCUCCGGAGGGCUCGGUUCUCUUUGGGGCGAAACUUCCUGGUGCUGACAAGUAGAGGCGGCCACCCGCUGCCGGCUCUGCACUUCCACAGAGGAGGAACCAGGGAGCUGUUUAGGGCCCUGCAGCGUUACAUCAUGCUGGACCAGUCACCGGUGGACGGGCGGCUGUUCAUUGCCUACCCUCACGACCCGGACGCUCUCUCUCAGUCCUUCGAUAAGCUGCAACUGUUCGACGACGGAGGCGCUGAUCUUGUUUCGAGAUUCAUCCAGGACCCAUAUGCCACCACAUUUGGGGGAUUCUCCAAAGUCACCAAUUUCUUCAAAGCGGCACUUAAACCUCCGGGUUCCCCCGCCCACUUCCGUACUGCUCAGGACCCAAGUUUGCCCCCCCACUCCGAUGAAGAGCCGGGCUUCGAACUCAUCAACUGUGGCGUAGAGCUCGGUCCAAGACCAGACGUGACCAGGGGACAACCUUUGAACAAAUGGGACGAAUUUCUGGACCGAGAGGGGCGAGUGAAGAACCCGGAGAAGAUCAAAGAGCUUGUGUUCAGAGGGGGUGUCACUCCGUCCCUGAGGAAGGAGGUAUGGAAGUUCCUCCUGGGCUUUUACCCGUGGAACAGCACGGUGAAGGAAAGGGAGGACAUUCUGCGGUUCAAAACGGACGAGUACUUCAGAAUGAAGGUGCAGUGGAAGUCGGUUAGUGAAGAGCAGGAGAUGAGGAACUCCCUCCUCAGAGGAUACAGGAGCCUGAUAGAGAGAGAUGUCAGCAGGACAGACAGACACAAUACGUUCUUCUCCGGGAACGACAACCCAGGACUGACUCUGCUGCACGAUGUGCUGAUGACGUACUGCAUGUACAACUUUGAUCUUGGUUAUGUCCAGGGGAUGAGCGAUCUCCUGUCUCCUCUCCUCUUCGUCACCCAGAACGAGGUGGAGUCCUUCUGGUGUCUGACGGGCUUCAUGGAGCUGGUGCACCAGAACUUUGAGGAGUCUCAGGAGGCCAUGAAGCUGCAGCUCCUUCAGCUCAGCAUCCUGCUGAAGGCUCUGGACCCGGAGCUGUGUGACUUCCUGGACUCUCAGGACAGCGGCUCUCUGUGCUUCUGCUUCCGCUGGCUGCUCAUCUGGUUCAAGAGAGAGUUUUCCUUCGAGGACAUCCUUAUAAUGUGGGAGGUGGCCUGGUCUGGUCUGCCGUGCGACAACUUCCACCUGCUGAUCGCCUGUUCAAUCCUGGAGUCCCAGAGAGGCGAGCUGAUCGGCUCAGACCACGACUUCAACACUAUUCUGAAACACAUUAACGAGCUGACGAUGAAGUUGGACCUGCAGAGCGUCCUGCGAGGAGCGGAGGCCAUCUACCUGCAGCUGACUCAGUGCAAGGAGCUUCCCCUGAAGGUGCAGCAGGUCCUGGGUCUCUACGUCCCGUCCAGCUCCGAGGAGGACAGCCCGGACUCCCAGGCCAGCGACACGCAACGCCUCCUCUGCGAGUCCCAGGAAGGAGCCGCUUCUGCUAGUUCAGCACGUGUUCCCACCUAUCCUUAAAUCUGCAGGUCAGCUAAGGGAAUGAAAUAAAUGGAUGAUCUUUAUAAUAAAAAAUAAGAUGUAUAAAUAGAAUGUAUAUGAUCCAAUGAGAUGGAAUGAAGAAUGUUGUUACUAUUUGUCGGAGACAGGGGGCGUUGUUGAGGCUUUUUUUCUUUUAUGAACGUGACAAUUCAAGAUGUUAUAGAAACACUAUCGAGCUUGUUUUCUUCGUGUGUGUCGUCCUUCUUUUCCGUCUCAGCCUGUCUCUUGUUUACGUGUCCCGUGUCUUUCUUCUCCUCCUCCUCCUCCUCCUCCUUUACCUAUUGACACCUUAUUUAAUACUCAUCUCUGCCUGUCACUUGUGAUGCUUUCAGUGCAUUUUGUGUUUUGCGUCCCCUCGCCACCGUUCCUUUAAGAAGUGAAGAAGAUGAAGGAUACCUUGUUAGUGUGAUGCCAUUGCUGCCCUAUGCAAAGCUGACUGCAUGCCUUAUAGUUUCCACACGUGUGGCGUGGUAAUGUUUUAACCUUUGUAAUUAUCUACAUCAUGUCAUAACGUUUUCAUCCACUGAUUAUUUCCAAAAUAAAUCAUGAAUUUAAA